GUCAAUAGAUUUAGUACUAUUCUUGGUCAAAAAAUAAAAAAAGGGCAAAAAUAAAGUGAAAACCAAAGCAUGACAAACCUUUGGAAAAUGAAAGUUAAUUUGUAAACUUCGGUUGGUUGAAUGGCUGUUCAUUCAUAAGCACCAUCUUCGACAAAAUAUCAAGUACUCUCUCUCAAAAAAAUAUCAAGUUAUUUCCCUCUCUUGUGACAAAAAAUAUAAGUUCUCUCUCUCGAUCUCGACCAAGCUCUCUCUCUCUCUCUCUCUUCCAAAGGUCUAAAUAACAGUCCAUGGAUCAUUCUUCAGGUGUUUGGGAGAAUCACUCGUUCAAUUUUGAUGCUUCCGUGUAGAGUGAGAGUAAAAAUUGAUGGUUCUGCCUAGAGUGGGAAACUAAAGAUUUAGUGGGGGUGCUAAAGUUGCAGCUAUGGCCUCGUUUCUCACUCUGAGCCAUGUCUAUGACAGCAAUCUUGAACAAAGGAUAGGAGGGAAUCAUGGAUCGCAACAGUGUUCGACGUACUCAGCCAAGUGUUUGACAAAACCCUUCACUGAAAAUUCUGAUGGUUCAGCGUAGAGGGAGAAACAUAGAAUCACUCACAGAGGACACUGAUGCUUCAGCAUAAAGUGAAGAACAAAGAAUCUCUCGCUUGGAAUUCUCAUGCCUAAGCAUAGAGUGGAAAGAAUUCUGAUGCCUUGGCGUAGAGUGAGAAACAGAUUCCCUCACUGAAAAUUCAAGCUUAAGGAGAGCGUGAAGAACUAUCUUAUGUAAGGGUAAUCUGUGGUGCUAAAGUUGCAGGGAUGGCCUCCUUUCUCAUUCCAAACCAGGUGAUUCUAAGGGCUGGGAUCAAACUGGUAAACCAACAAUUUAUAUCAAUUGGGUAUUGCAGAUACGGUGAGAAUUCUUGUUUUAGGAUUCAAAUGAUGGCAACCAAGCAUAAAAAGAAGCCCAAAAAUCUUCGAUAUCCAAGGCGACAGAAGCUGCCUGUCGACCCUGCUUUAUACAAGAUACAGCCAGCGAUCUGUGAUGAAAGCAGUAUUUCUUUCGAACAAGGAGUGGGAUUAGAGAGAGGGAAUUCCCCGAACCCAAAUGAAUUAGAGGCCAUUUCCUCUCUCUAUCAAGAUGAAGUUCGUCGAAAACCCAGAACUUUGGGAAAGGAAACCAACAUUUCUUAUGAACGAGGAGAAGAGGGAGUAGAGAGACAUGAGGAUUCAUGGAGCCCAGAUGAAUUAGACACAAUUUUCUCUCUUUUUCAAGGUAGAAUCCCUCAAAAACCAGGAAAAUUGGGGAGGGUUCGACCCCUGCCCCUUCCAACUCCUCACAAGCUUCGACCUUUAGGCCUUCCAAGCCCCAAGAAUCACAUAAGAUCAGCCUAUCCGGCCAUUACAGCUUCUCGAUCCUCUCUCUGUAAACUCAAUUACAAGAACCCAGACUUUCUUCUUGAAAUCGCCAGAGAAAUCAGAGGCCUUCCACCUGAGAAGAACUCUUCUGAGGUCCUAAAUAAAAGAUACAGGAUCCUAAGAAAGGGUUCAUUAUCCUUAACCAUUAGAGAAUUGGGUCACAUGGGGUUGCCCCAUCGAGCUCUUGAGACCUUUUGUUGGGCUCAAAGGCACCCUCACCUCUUCCCUGAUGAUAGGCUUCUCGCAUCUACCGUAGAGGUAUUGGCUCGAACCGGUAGGCUCAAGAACGCAUUUAAUUUUGCAGAUAUUAUGAGCUCAGCAAGCAGAACUGUAAUUGAGGCCAUGGCCAAAGGAUGUAUCAGAGGUGGGCAAUUCAAUCUUGCCAGAAAAAUCCUCCUUGUUGCUAAAGAUACAGGCCGAACACUCGAUGUUAGUGUCUCUGUUAUGCUUUUAGCUGAGAUUGCUAAAUUCCCAGAUAAGAAAAAACUUGCAAUUAGGAUAUUGGAGGAGCUAGGAGAGAGAGAGGAACUAAACUUGAGGCAACAAGACAGUACUGCUAUAAUGAAGGCUUGUGUAAAGCUUCAGAGAUUUGAUGCAGUGGAGAGUCUCUAUAACUGGUUCAUGCAGUCUGGUCAAGACCUAAGUGUUGUAAUGUACACUACAGUAGUGCAUAGUAGGUACAUUGGAAAGAGAUAUAGAGAGGCCAUGGCUCUUGUUUGGGAAAUGGAGGGGUCUAAUUGUCUUCUAGAUCUUCCAGCUUAUAGAGUUAUAAUAAGGCUCUGUGUGGCAUUGGAUGAUUUGGCGAGGGCAGUGAGAUACUUCUCUAGGCUUAAGGAUGCAGGGUUUUCUCCAACGCAUGAUAUUUAUAGUGAUUUGAUUGAGCUUUAUGCACGAAGAGGGAGGCUCGCUAAAUGUAGAGAAAUCAGGAAAGAAAUGGAAAUGGUGGGAUUUAAGUUAGGGGCUAAAAUUGUGGCCCUUUUGGAGGGGGAUGGGAAGGUUAAGUUGAUUGCUGUGUCUUCCUCAAAAGAUGACCGUGUCUCUGAGGGAAAUCUCACAUGUUGAGAUUCAUGGUUUAUUCCCUUCUGAAAAUACUUGAGGUGCUAGCAGUGUUCAGGAUACAAACUCCUGAUUGAGAUCUAGAAAGUGACAUGUUUUACAAUCUAA
Messenger RNA from Amborella trichopoda, 2556 nucleotides. It is a transcript of the gene EMB975, whose product is annotated as Tetratricopeptide repeat (TPR)-like superfamily protein. Gene Ontology annotation, molecular function: protein binding. The record is from RefSeq and is a predicted model, not a curated record. Lineage: Eukaryota; Viridiplantae; Streptophyta; Magnoliopsida; Amborellales; Amborellaceae.